Molecule: messenger RNA, 2529 nt
Organism: Aspergillus mulundensis
Lineage: Eukaryota; Fungi; Ascomycota; Eurotiomycetes; Eurotiales; Aspergillaceae
Product: putative endoglucanase
Exons: 7
Coding region: 1-2529 (842 amino acids)
Biological process (GO): xyloglucan metabolic process
Cellular component (GO): extracellular region
Molecular function (GO): protein binding; cellulose binding
Source: RefSeq, a predicted model, not a curated record
AUGAAGAAUCGCAGGCUCGCCCUCCUGGGCGCCAUCGUCGCUUCGUGCAUCGACGCAGCGUCCGGUGCAUCGCAGUCCUAUACCUGGAAGAAUGUCGUUACUGGAGGCGGCGGCGGCUUUGUGCCGGGGAUCGUCUUCAACCCGUCCGAGCAAGGCCUGGCCUAUGCCCGCACUGACAUCGGCGGCGCAUACCGUCUGAACUCAGACGAUACAUGGACGCCUUUGACGGACUUUGUGGGAAACAGCGAUUGGAACCACUGGGGCAUCGACGCCCUCGCUACAGACCCGGUCGACACAAACCGCGUGUACCUUGCGGUCGGAAUGUACACCAACGAGUGGGACCCGAACAAUGGAGCGAUCUUGCGCUCAACGGAUAAAGGCGAGACAUGGACGGAGACGGCAUUGCCGUUUAAGGUCGGUGGGAACAUGCCUGGGCGGGGGAUGGGAGAGAGGCUUGCAGUUGACCCCAACGACAACCGCAUCCUCUUCUUCGGAGCCAGGAGCGGCAACGGCCUCUGGAAGAGCACAGACUAUGGCGCGACUUGGGCCAAGGUUUCGUCUUUUACGUGGACAGGCACGUACUUCCAGGACUCGAGCUCGACCUACACCUCUGCUGUUGUGGGCCUUGCUUGGGUGACGUUUGACUCUACGUCUGGCCAGUCGGGGUCUCCUACUCCACGGAUCUUCGUUGGCGUCGCAGAUACAGGCCAAUCCGUCUUCGUGUCUGAAGAUGCCGGUGCUACAUGGAAAUGGGUAUCCGGCGAGCCCCAGUACGGCUUCCUCCCGCACAAAGGCGUCCUCUCUCCAUCCGAGAAUACGCUGUACAUCUCGUACUCCAACGGCGCCGGCCCCUACGACGGCACAAACGGCACAGUCCACAAGUACGACAUCUCCACGGCAACAUGGACCGACAUCAGUCCCACCUCCAUGGCAGACACGUACUACGGCUACGGCGGCCUCACCGUCGACCUGCAAGCCCCCGGAACCCUCCUGGUCGCCACCCUCAACUCCUGGUGGCCGGACGCAAUUAUCUGGCGCAGCGUCGACUCCGGCGCAACCUGGUCGCCCAUCUGGGAGUGGAACGGAUACCCGAAUAUCAACUACUACUAUGACUACGAUGUUUCGAAGGCGCCGUGGCUGGAAGACUCGACGUCGACCGCUGAGUUCCCCGUCCGCGUGGGCUGGAUGAUCGAAGCGCUAUCCAUCGACCCCUUUGACUCGAACCACUGGCUGUACGGCACCGGCGCCACGAUCUAUGGAGGGCAUGACCUGACAAACUGGGACUCAGGGAACAAGGUCACGCUGCAGUCUCUUGCAGUAGGCAUUGAAGAGAUGGCCGUGCAAGCGCUGAUUGUUCCCCCCGGCGGCCCCCUGCUCUCCGCCGUCUUCGACGAAGGCGGCUUCUACCACUCGGACCUCGACAGCCCUCCAUCCCAGAAAUACCACACGCCCACAUUCAGCUCGACGAACGGGCUCGACUACGCGGGCAACAAGCCCUCCAACAUCGUCCGCUCGGGGUCUUCAGCCUCCGGCACCGACCCCACCGUCGCCCUGUCCAGCAACUUCGGCAGCACCUGGUCGGCCAACUACGCUGCGUCGUCGUCCACCGGAACCGGGAGCGUCGCCUUCUCAGCGGAUGCCGACACUGUCCUCCUCAUGUCGAGCACGCAGGGGGCCCUGAGAUCCCAGUACCAGAGCACAUUCACCGCCGUCUCGAGUCUCCCCUCCGGCGCGGUGAUCGCGUCAGACAAGUCCGAUAACGCGUACUUCUACGGUGGCGCGGGCGGAGCCAUCUACGUCUCCAGCAACACGGGGUCCUCCUUCACAAAGACAGCAACUCUAGGCACCAGCUCGUCGGUAAACGCCAUCCGCGCCCACCCCUCCAUCGCAGGAGACAUCUGGGCCACAACAGACACCGGACUCUGGCACUCAACCGACCACGGCGCAACGUUCACGCGUGUCUCCAGCGCCGUCACAGCGGGCUGGAGUUUCGGACUGGGUGCACCGUCGUCUAGUUCGUCAUACGCCGUGCUGUACGGCUUCUUCACGAUCGACGGCGUAACAGGCCUCUUCAAGACCGAAGACAGGGGCGUAAACUGGGCGGUUAUCUCCGACGCAGAGAACGGGUUCGGCGCGGCGUCGGCGAAUGUUGUGAAUGCUGACCCGGAGACAUACGGGCUUGUCUUUGUGGGCACCAAUGGGCGCGGCAUAUUCUAUGGCGAGCCGGCUGGGGCUCUGCCGACGGCGACGGCGACGGCUACAGCUACGGCGACGUCCACGGGUACGACUUUGACGUCGACGACUAGGACGAGUACCUCUACGGCUACGGCUACGUCUACGGCCACGCAGACUACGACGACGACGUCUACGAGAACGACCACAACUGCUACAACGACGACAUCCACCACUGCGCCUACGGCAACCGCCGCGCCGUACGGACAGUGCGGAGGCAGUGGGUAUACGGGGCCGACUGUGUGUCCGAGUGGAUGGACGUGCACGUACGCGAACGAGUUCUACUCGCAGUCGUAG